GCUUUAUAGAUGUAUAUAAUCCCCGAGUUGACCCAGAAAACAAAACUCCUCCUGACUGCCGACACGCCGCAGAGUUUGUAUCCGCCGCAGGGCUGCGUGUAGCCGGAGCAUCAGCUGGAGAAACAACCCCGGCACCGACACAACUUCUCCGUACGGAUUCGACAUUAACACAUCGGGCCAAAGAAGCCAUGGCUGAACACAUGAUGAUGCCCAUGACCCACGGCUUCAGGAUGGGUAUGAAUGGACCUCCGCAGCACAACGGGCAGCCGGGCCUCCGCGCCAUGCCCAACGGCCAGGUGAUGCAUUACGGCAGGAACCCCCAGAACAACAUGGAGGCCGCCAUGAGACAGCGACAGGGCAUGGUGGGACCCGGCGGGAUGACCGGCCCCUUGAACGGAGCUCCCAUGGCCAACCACCACCACCACCAGAUGAUGUCUGGGAACAUGAUGUACAAUGGCCAGGGACCCCAACAACAGCAGCAGCAGCAGCAGCAGCAACACCACCACCACCACAUGCACCCCCAGCAGCAGCAGCAGCAGCAGCAGCAGCAGCAGCAGGGCGGACACCCGCAGCAGUACCUCCCCGGGAACCUCACCUCCCAGCAGCUCAUGGCCAGCAUGCACCUGCAGAAACUCAACACUCAGUAUCACGGACACCCGCUGGUCUCGGCCAACGGCCACCACAUGCCCAACGGGGCUCAGUAUCGGGUGGGCCCCGCCCAGCUGUCGGGCAUGCAGCACAUCGGCGGCCCCCUGGGGCCGAGCGGCAUGGACAUGGACCUGAUUGACGAGGAGGUUCUGACUUCGCUGGUGCUGGAGUUUGGGUUGGAUCGCGUUCAGGAGCUGCCGGAGCUGCGCCUGGGACAAAAUGAGUUCGACUUCAUGUCGGACUUUGUGUGCAAACAGCAGCCGAGCACGGUGAGCUGCUGAGGGGGGGAAGCGUCCGCAAUCUGGUCGCGUUUAUUUGGGCUGGACAACCCCCCCCCUCCUCCUCUCCCCCCUCCCUCCCCCCUCACCACCCAAAGAAUGACUGAGCGGUAAAAGUAGCACAGCGAGAGGAGACAAUCUCUCUGUUCUGUUUUGUGUGUGUGUGUGCGUGUGUUUGACAGUGACUCGUGCGCCUUCACACUGACUUGCCUGCGAGUUGAAGAUGAUGAUGAUGAAGAAUUGUAGGGAGAGAAAAAAAACGCCGCACCAAGCGCACCAGGCUUCUUCCUCUUUGAGCCGGUGCCAGGAAGAUCUUUUGGCCAAAUUGAGGCAUCCUGAUGCAGCGGGCUCCGUCUCUACCCAUCUGGCCCUCAGCACAUGUGCCUGCAUCGCCAAGGCUUUGGGAUCUUUGUUAACUGAACAAACAACAGCAACCGGGGGGUGGAGGAGGAGGAGGAGGAGAGGCCUGGAGAGACCCAUCCAUCUGAGUCUGCUGGAUUCUGUGGCAUCACUUGAUGUAUUGUAUCUCUGACACCCUCAAAUAGUAGCGGACGUUUUUUACAAAUUCAUAAAAGCGAGUCCCCUGAAUUCGUUUGUGUCACGAUGAAGGGAUUAGGAACCGAUAUCUUUUUUUUUUCUCGCGUGCGUUUGAAGGCUGGCUCUUCAAAAACCCGAGUUCCUACAAAAAAGAAGCAAACGAAGAGCGGAAAGAGCGAGUUGGUGCAGCAUUCCUGGGUGACGCGAAGCCGAUUACCUCGGAUUAGUUGGGUGAAAUGGGCUCCAUUGAUUAUUUAGCUUUCAGUGUCAUUCACCUGACUCCGAUUUAAUCUGCAGCCAUUAAAUGUCUCACAUCUGUUCCCCCCCCGCUAAUUAACUGUGAUUGAAUCAGCACAGUAGCGCGUUGCUCCAAGUGUCUGCUUCAACAAAGCAUUCAUCUUCAGAAGAUGGCCUAUGAAAUCUGUCCGCUGCGAGGCAUUUUACACGUUUGGGUUGCUGCUUGGUAGAAAUGCAUUGAAGCGCUGGGGAGGAGGAGGAGGAGGAGGAGGCUUGUUGGUCCACGAGGAACGCCAUCACUGUGGCCUGUUGCCGAGUUCCCGAGUCCCAAGAAAAUAAGCGUGAUUGCGUAAUUUUUAUCCGAGGGUUGCGUGGGGGGGGGGAAAAAGGGGCGGGUUGGGGGGGGGGAUUGUGAUGAGUGGACACAAUGUGUGGACACGGCACUCCCCGGCAGCACUUAGUUUAAUCAUUAUUCAAAUCCGCUACCUGUGGAAUUGAUUCCAUUGGGCAGGAGGAGGCUAGCGGGGGGAAGCACACAGCGUUUUUUUUUUUUUGGCCAUAGAUCAGCCUGCUCUGCUGCUCCUCCACCAAUUAGACAUAAACGACAUGUUCUCACGCGCUUGUCUUAAUUGAGGUCGGCUUGCACAUCCUCCAAUGACUCAAUAAUUAUAAAACCGACAUAUUCUUCUAUCGGGCUUUUUUUUUUUUUUUGCCGCAGUUGGUAAUUAGGUUUUUUUUUUUUUGGUCAAGGUUGCUGCUCUGCUCGCUGCAGGCGGGUUGAGAGAGAAUCUCCUGCACUCCCAGUGCUAUUUGUGGAGCUGUCAGAGGGGUCAGGACUGCGCUGGUGCACUGUGUUAAUCUGCUCCAAUGCAACUGUGCCGCUGUCCCGUCCCCCCCCUCCCCCCCCCCCCCCCACCCAGUCUCUCUGGAGAUCUGCCAUCUCCGAGCUCUCGAGUCAAACAAUGGGCAUUGAAAAGCCUUUGUAAAGGCAGAGAAGUGCCAGCGAGUUCACGCACUGUUUCCCUUUCUGCCUGACGACAUUUUUUUUUUUUUUUUGGCCAGACCAAUUUUACAAGCUCCCCAGUUGAAAUGGAAAUACUUUUGGCCUUAGCGAGACAGUGGCCUCUGAUUACUGCUACGUCGAUUUAAGCGCAGCCUUCUUGUGUAUUGUAUCUUUGUACUGUAGACUAGAGGUGAAUUAAGGUACUUUUUAAAGAAAAAAACAUUGUCAGAUGUAAAUGUAAAUCGGUGGCUGAUUUUUAUUUUGAUGUGGUGACAAGAGAUUAUAUCCUACAUUUUUACAAAUGAGUGUGUAGAUUCAGUAUGAGAAUACCAAUGUUUUUUUUUUUGUUUUUGUUUUGGGGUGCAGGGCCUGAAGCUUUAAGACCAAGUGCACUGCAUGUUAAAGCGAGCGUGAGGGAUGCCACCCCCUUUCAUACAAAGCAGCCGAGAAUGUACAGUACAACACAUUGUGGGAACUUGUCUUAAGAUGGUAGAUAAACGUGUGAGAUUG
Molecule: messenger RNA, 3213 nt
Organism: Pungitius pungitius (ninespine stickleback)
Lineage: Eukaryota; Metazoa; Chordata; Actinopteri; Perciformes; Gasterosteidae
Gene: cited4a
Product: Cbp/p300-interacting transactivator, with Glu/Asp-rich carboxy-terminal domain, 4a
Exons: 2
Coding region: 189-929 (246 amino acids)
Biological process (GO): regulation of DNA-templated transcription
Cellular component (GO): nucleus
Molecular function (GO): transcription coactivator activity
Source: RefSeq, a predicted model, not a curated record